GGUCUCGCCUAUUUUCCCCUGAAUGACCCCCUCAGAAUUCAUACUACAUUUUGCUAAACAAAUAGAGUGUCACCGUAAAAAUGAGGAUGAAAUAGGGAAGGUCGGGGAUUGAUAGAAAAUGAUGACAGCACAGCAGAGGCCCAAUCCCCCAUGGAAAAUUACAAACAAAACACAAUGCAAAGUCCACUACCAGUUUCGUAUACCUCGUCACUUCCCCUAUCUUCAAUUUUGUUCAAGAAGGUAGCCACAGUAGCUGCCGCUACGCACCGCCGCAACAGUGCUUUAUCCGCCGCCCUCAGCGGCAGGUUCAACAGAAACGCUAACCUAACCUCUCGAAGAUAUCGCCAUCAUACUGUCACGUGUUCUGCAAACAUCGAGUCAAAUGCUACCGUUGACGAGUAUGAAGACGGCGAUAUCGGAGGAGAAGGAAAUGACGACGACGAUGAUGAUGACGGCGUUGGGAUUGAAAUUGAGAAAAUGGGGAAAAAUCGACGGAGUAUUCGAUCUAAGAUAGCGGUGAAGGCUAGCUUACAAAAUGUUUGGGAAGUCCUGACUGAUUAUGAAAGAUUAGCUGAUUUCAUCCCAGGUCUUGCUGUCUGCCAGUUGCUUCAGAAGGAACCGAAUUUCGCCCGACUUCUUCAGAUUGGAGAGCAAGACCUAGCAUUCGGGCUCAAAUUUAAUGCUAAAGGUGUCAUUGAUUGUUAUGAGAAAGAUCUUGAAGAUCUCCUCACUGGUCAGAGGCGUGAUAUUGAGUUUAAGAUGGUAGAAGGUGACUUCAAAAAUUUUGAAGGAAGAUGGUCUAUCGAACAGUACUGUGAGAACAUGCAGUGCAAGAUAGGUAGUGAGCAAGAGCUUGAUUCUUUUGUGGGCCAACCAUUACAUACAACUCUCUCCUACAUUGUCGAUGUUGAACCUAAGCUUUGGUUGCCUGUGCGGCUUAUUGAAGGCAGACUUUGUAAGGAGAUAAAAAUCAACCUGCAGUCUGUUCGGGACGAAGCACAAAAAGUAUAUCUCUCUUCAUUUUCAUCUUGUUAACCACGAAUUAAUUGCUACUACCAUUUAUUGCUGAAGAAAUGUAUAUAUGCACGUAAUACAGUUUUACCUUUACUUUUGCUGCAGUCAUUUUGAUUAUGUGGAUCAACUAUUAUAGGUUCAUAUUAGUUCAUAUUCUUUUUUCUUUUGGCCAAUAUGAGCACAAGAUAUAAAAUAAGGAUCAGUUUGUGA
Capsicum annuum is the source of this 1224-nucleotide messenger RNA. RefSeq lists its product as uncharacterized. The record is from RefSeq and is a predicted model, not a curated record. Bases 151 to 1035 code for a protein of 294 amino acids. NCBI's taxonomy places the organism in Eukaryota, Viridiplantae, Streptophyta, Magnoliopsida, Solanales, Solanaceae. The transcript is spliced from 3 exons.